Rhipicephalus microplus (southern cattle tick) is the source of this 582-nucleotide messenger RNA. Its product is annotated as chromatin accessibility complex protein 1. Gene Ontology annotation, molecular function: protein heterodimerization activity. Lineage: Eukaryota; Metazoa; Arthropoda; Arachnida; Ixodida; Ixodidae. Gene Ontology annotation, cellular component: nucleus; CHRAC. The record is from RefSeq and is a predicted model, not a curated record. Gene Ontology annotation, biological process: DNA-templated DNA replication.
ACAAAGCGAAUCCGCGGAAAGGCGCAGACGACGCUGAAUGUGUCGGCACAACUUCUGAAACUUUGCGGUCUACAAUUUUCAUCAUGGAAGCGGGCCCGACACACCGGACUGGUUUCCCAGUGUCCAGAGUGCGCAUGAUCAUGCGGAGUUCACCGGAGGUCUCUUGCAUAGGCCAGGACGCCGUCCAAAUCACCACGAAAGCUGCGGAAAAAUUUGUGGUGUUCUUGGCACGAGAAGCGCUAAAGCACAGCAAGGAUCACAGGACUGUCGAGUAUUCCGACUUGGCUGCCGUCAUAGACGCUCAGGAGCGUCUGAAUUUUCUUAAUGAUAUUGUCCCACAGAAGAUCAAGUACAAGGACUACCUGCGGCUUGUAAAAGACGCCGAGACCAAAGAACAGCUCAAGGAGAAGCAAGCCGAGGUGUAGCCGGGGAAAAGUAGCAGCAAUGAUGAUGUCAUCUAUACAUCACAUCGCUGUAAUAUACAACAAGCCCUAUCAGCUGUUUGUUUUUGUUUUUAUUUUCCUUAUAACCGAGGCAAUUGUUGCUAUUUAUGCCUAACAAAUAAACGUGUUUUCUUUUUUC